AAUAAAAUUUAAAAAUUCCCAAAAAACCAUAAUAGAUCUCUCUGAUAACUUUAAAUAACGUGACACCAGUUGCAAGAAGAAAGCGUCAAUAUUACCGCUUCCUCAGUCUGUCUGUCCGACUGCAUAUUUGAUAUUUCUCUUUCUCAGUUUCUGAGUUUCUCUCUCUUCAAAUCAACGCCUUACUAUCCCAAUAAUAAUGGGUUUACCUUCUCAACGGCCGUCAAUGGCGACUGCACUAAAAUGGUUAGGAUUUGUAACGGCCGUUUGGGUGCAAGCUAUUUCAGGCAACAACUACACUUUUUCCAACUAUUCAGAUGCUCUAAAGACCCUCAUGAACUUAACCCAAGUACAAUUAAACAAUCUUUCUGUUGCUAAAGAUGUCGGUAAAGCUUUUGGCCUUCUUGCUGGGCUUGCUUCUGAUACUUUUCCUACUUGGCUUCUUCUUCUUAUUGGGUCUGUUGAAGGUCUUCUUGGUUAUGGAGCACAAUGGCUUGUUGUUAGUAAAACCGUUUCUCCUCUUCCUUAUUGGGCCAUGUGUAUAUUUAUGUGUAUGGGAGGGAACAGUACAACAUGGAUGAACACAGCUAUCUUGGUUACAUGUAUCAGAAACUUCAGGAAAAACAGGGGACCUGUUUCUGGGAUUCUCAAGGGUUAUGUGGGUUUAAGCACGGCUAUAUUUACUGAUGUUUGCACUGCCCUCUUUUCUGAUAGUCCUGCUAAUUUCCUUAUGAUGCUUAUGGUUAUUCCUUUCGUCGUCUGUCUAACCGCGAUGAUCUUCCUCCGGGAGGUCCCUUCAUCGGCCACUGACUCCGACAUAACAGAAGAAUCUAAGUACUUCAAUAUGUUUAAUAUAGUGGCUGUUACUGUUGCAGUUUAUCUCUUAGCCCAUGAUUUCAUUGGAUCGCUAGGGGAUGUUUUCGAUGUAACCUUUGCGGUUGUGCUGGUAGCAUUGCUUGCUUUCCCGUUGGUGAUACCGGGUUAUAUAGCAUUUAAACUCUGGGUGGAUUCGAAAGCUAAGGAGGAUAUUGAGGAACAGAAUACGGAGCCUCUAUUGGCUCCGGAAGCUGUGUCCGAUACACAGCCAAAUGAUGAAGUGGAUGUUGUGGGUGUGGAGGUAAAUGAGGAGGUUGAGAAAUCACAGCCUGUUCUUGGUGAAGAGCACACUAUCAUUGAGGCGUUGAAGACGGUUGAUUUUUGGGUUUUGUUUGUGUCUUUCUUGUGUGGUGUUGGACCUGGUAUGGCUGUAAUGAACAACAUGGGACAAAUGGGUUCUUCUCUUGGCUAUUCUGAUGUUUCCAUCUUUGUGUCACUACUUAGCAUUAUGGGAUUCUUUGGUAGGAUUAUCUCCGGGACAGUUUCCGAGUACUCUAUCAAGAAAGCUGGAACCCCUAGACCUCUCUUCAAUGCAGCAUCGCAAAUCUUAUUAGCUGUUGGAUUUGUGAUCAUGGCAAUAGCAGUCCCAGGGAGCCUAUACAUCGGGGCAGUUGUAGUUGGUUUAUGCUAUGGUGUUCGCCUUGCAAUCACUGUCCCAACUGCCUCAGAACUAUUUGGCCUCAAAUAUUAUGGUCUCAUAUACAACAUCCUUAUCCUGAACUUACCACUAGGCUCAUUCCUUUUCUCGGGUCUUCUUGCUGGUCUGAUCUAUGAUGCGGAAGCUACCAUUACUCCUAGUGGUGGUAAUGAGUGCUAUGGGGCUCAUUGCUAUAGACUUUGCUUCUUGAUCAUGGGUGGUGCUUGCCUUAUUGGGUGUGCUUUAGAUGUCUUGAUGGCUACCAGAACCAAGGACCUUUACAGGAAGAUCGCUGCAAGCAAAAGAUCGAAAUCUGUGGUUAAUGGAAAAUGAGCGAUCUCUACGUGUUGUAUUUAUGCAAUUGAUGGAAAUGGAGCAACGCAUGAUUCCGAUUCUUCUCAUGUGAGCGUUAUCCAUUUCCAAUUUUUUGACAGUACGGGGAUUGGGGGUGUAUGUUUUGUGUAUAUGUAAAAAAAUAAAUACAAUUUACUUCCCAAAGUGCCAUUUCGACAGUGUUGUACGACAUGAUGUUAGCAAAGACCGGGAAAGGAUGGGGGUGGAGAAUGCUGUAUGAGUGUAUGAUUGAUUCUUUGUAUUGUAAGUCUCUAACCAUCUUAUCUCCUAACCCCUCUACAAAAGCAAAAAUGAAAGUAAACGAAAGAGAUGUGGUGAUAUUCUGUUAUUGUUCCACCUUUUUUUGGAUAUUCUGUUAUGUCCUAGUUGAAUAUGAGGUAUUCUUUGUCCUAUAAUACCAAUUGAGUCAUUAUAGCAGUUCAGUUGAUCCCCUCAAGUCUUUUUAGCCAGUUCCCAUGAAUUUCCUUUUUCUUUUAGCAACAAAAUUGUUGGUCUUGUUUGGCAAUUAGCGGAUAGUUGUUAGUUGUUAGUUGAUUGUAUUAGUUGAUAGAAGAUAGUUGAUUGUAUUAGUUGUUUAUAUAAAUGUGCUUGGUAAGUAGUUGAUAGUUGAUUGUUACAUAAUUAUGUAAAAUGACCAAUAAAGACAUGUGCUUAAUAUAUUGUUGUACCUUUUAUUAUUUAUUAA
Beta vulgaris subsp. vulgaris (sugar beet) is the source of this 2549-nucleotide messenger RNA. RefSeq names its product protein NUCLEAR FUSION DEFECTIVE 4. The record is from RefSeq and is a predicted model, not a curated record. Lineage: Eukaryota; Viridiplantae; Streptophyta; Magnoliopsida; Caryophyllales; Amaranthaceae. The transcript has 3 exons. The coding region runs from base 197 to 1843 and encodes 548 amino acids. Gene Ontology annotation, cellular component: membrane.